CCGUUCAGGUGCAGUGGACCCCUCUCUGGCCUCUGACGUCACUUCCGCUCUGUGUGCUCGUCUGUGGCCGGGCACGGGAGGGCUUCCACGCGAAACGCAGCCGACUGAACGCGCUCAAAACCCCACGAAGAGGCGGGUUUACUCUCUAUUUACCAUUAAAUACACCACAGGGGGCUUUAUUUGUGUUGUUUAGAUACACAUAUACCCUCCCCCCCCUCCUCUCCUCCUCCUCUUCCUCCCCCAUCAUCAUCAUCAUCAUCAUCCCGGUGGACUUUAUUCCCACUCGCUCGCUCCCGCACGCUUCUGCAGCAACAGACCCGAGCGCGCCGCCGCUGUUGUUGUGUGUGUGUGUGUGUGUGUGUGUGUGUGUGUGUGUGUGUGGUCAUUGACAGGGGCUCUCAAUACACACGGGCGUCGCCGGGAGAACCGACCGACCCUUUAAGGUAUUGAUACAGUUUCUUUGUCGUCUGAGCCACUGUCAGGCACUUGACCAAUAGGAAGAGUUUGCACAAUUUUCACCAGCUUGUCUGCAGCCCCCUCCCGGCCCAGACAGUCUUCUGCACCAGCAUGAAUGAAGUCAGUGUUGUGAGAGAGGGAUGGCUCCACAAGAGAGGUGAAUACAUUAAAACAUGGCGUCCUCGCUACUUCAUCUUGAAGAGCGAUGGCUCCUUCAUCGGCUACAAAGAGAAGCCUGAGGUGUCCAGUGACCACAGCCUCCCACCACUCAACAACUUCUCUGUUGCAGAAUGCCAGCUCAUGAAGACGGAGCGCCCAAGGCCCAACACAUUUGUUAUUCGUUGCCUGCAGUGGACCUCUGUUAUUGAGCGCACCUUCCAUGUAGACAGCAACGAGGAGAGGGAGGAAUGGAUGCGAUCGAUCCAGGCAGUGGCGAACAGCCUGAAGAGUCAGCAUCAGGAUGAGGAGCCCAUGGAGAUUAAAUUUGGCUCACCGAGUGACAGCAGCGGCACAGAGGCGAUGGAGAUUGCUGUGUCCAAAUCCCACUCGAAAGUGACCAUGAGUGAUUUUGACUACCUGAAGCUGCUGGGAAAAGGGACAUUUGGUAAAGUGAUCCUGGUGAAGGAGAAGGCCACAGGGAUGUACUACGCCAUGAAAAUCCUCCGCAAAGAAGUCAUCAUUGCUAAAGAUGAAGUGGCACACACGGUUACAGAAAGCAGAGUUCUGCAAAAUACGCGACAUCCCUUUCUAACGACACUAAAAUAUGCAUUUCAAACGCAUGACCGGCUAUGCUUUGUGAUGGAGUAUGCAAAUGGAGGAGAACUCUUCUUUCACUUAUCGCGGGACCGAGUGUUCUCAGAAGACAGAGCAAGAUUCUAUGGUGCAGAAAUAGUGUCAGCACUGGAGUACCUGCACUCACGCAAUGUAGUUUACAGGGAUUUAAAGCUGGAGAACCUCAUGUUAGACAAGGACGGCCACAUAAAGAUAACAGACUUCGGGCUGUGUAAAGAGGGGAUCACAGACGGCGCCACCAUGAAAACCUUCUGUGGAACGCCGGAGUACCUGGCACCGGAGGUGCUAGAAGACAACGACUACGGACGAGCGGUGGACUGGUGGGGGUUGGGCGUGGUCAUGUACGAGAUGAUGUGCGGUCGGUUGCCCUUCUACAACCAGGACCACGAGCGUCUCUUUGAACUUAUUCUCAUGGAGGAGAUCCGCUUCCCCAAGAACCUGGCUCCGGAAGCCAAGGCCCUGCUGGCCGGCCUGCUCAAAAAGGAUCCCAAACAAAGGCUUGGAGGCGGACCGGACGAUGCCAAAGAAGUGAUGAGCCACAAGUUCUUCACCUCCAUCAACUGGCAGGAUGUUCUUGAAAGGAAGCUUAUUCCACCCUUCAAGCCCCAGGUAACAUCAGAGACGGACACGCGUUACUUCGAUGAUGAGUUCACAGCACAAACCAUAACAAUAACCCCCCCUGACAAGUAUGACAGUUUAGACGCCGAGGAUUCAGAUCAGCGCACACACUUCCCUCAGUUCUCGUACUCCGCCAGCAUACGGGAAUGAUCACUGAGACUCUUGAACACGCAGGCAGGCUAACACACGAUCACAAUCCCACAUACACACUUGCACUGCUGGGGAACGACACAAACAAAAAAAAACUGGCACAAGACACAUUUUCAUUCUGUCUUUAACGCACGUGCACACACGGACGCACGCACGCACACAUACACACACACACACACACAUAUCCUGGCUAUUCAGACAAGACGGGGAUCAUUGAGUAUGAGAUGAACACACGGGCCGUGAGUGACCGACCUCAGGAGGUUUGUGUGGAUUGUCCGGCAGCUUUUGUCUCUGUGCGUCCUCUCAGGGUUGGCUUCAGGCUUCCCUGCAGGACCUCUGCUGCACUACACUGGGGUACCACAUCAAAGCCUUGACCCUUUGAAAACCAGGUUAUGCCAGCAAGUACCACCUCUUUACCAGCUGUACCCAUGUUACACACACACACACACACACACACACACACACACACACACACACACACACACACACACACACACACACACACCAACCCAUGCAUAGACUGCAUAUAUAUAUACACACAAGCAAACGUACUUGAUAGAAUUUUAAAAAAGCAUAAUCAAAAUUAGGAAAAAUAGAAAAGAUUUGGGGAAAAAGACAAGAUUGUUACAUCGAUUGUUACGGUUUUAAAUGUAAAGCCAUAUUUCUGCAUUUUUUGUGAUUUGUUUUUUUUUUUCUUUUUCUUUUAACAAGUGCUCUUUCUGGAACUUGCUGUUACAAAUCAAAUGUGGGACUGCUCCUACAGUAGGAGCAAAUGGGGAGGCGGGGGGAGGGAUGCCAUUUCUGUGUUUGCACUGCACGUGUGUGUGUGUGUGUGUGUGUGUGUGUGUGUGUGUGUGUGUGUGUGUGUGUGUGUGUGUGUGUGUGUGUGUGUGUGUGUGUGUGUGUGUGUGUGUGUGUGUGUGUGUGUGUGUGUGUGUGUGUGUGUGUGUGUGUGUGUGUGUGUGUGUGUCAGAAUCGAAGAGUGGACGUGUGAAUGUGUGUGUGUGCGCGCAUAUGAGUGCAGGAGGAUGUAUGAACAACCGUUUUGAUUCUCAACCAUCCAUUUGUGUCUGUUUUCAUGCACGUUUUUAAACUCUGAACUAUUGCUGGAAUAUCGACUAGAGGGCACUACACAACAAACUCAAUGGCCUUUUUUUUUUUUUUUUUUU
Molecule: messenger RNA, 3185 nt
Organism: Anoplopoma fimbria (sablefish)
Lineage: Eukaryota; Metazoa; Chordata; Actinopteri; Perciformes; Anoplopomatidae
Gene: akt2
Product: v-akt murine thymoma viral oncogene homolog 2
Exons: 14
Coding region: 568-2016 (482 amino acids)
Biological process (GO): protein phosphorylation
Molecular function (GO): protein serine/threonine kinase activity; ATP binding
Source: RefSeq, a predicted model, not a curated record